GCAAAUAUAAGACACAACCUGAAGUUCACAGCAGCAGCAACAACAAAAGACAGACAAGAGCUCUUAAGCGGCGGCCGAUUGCAUAAGGGCGAUUCGAGACGCGCGCAGAAAAACCGUCAGACAGAUAAAAACUCGUCGCUUGCCUCGCAGCCGCUUCAAUUGAACACGCGUUCCAGCCAAGAGACCAGCCUCGUCAUCCGCCGGCCCACACAUUUGAACUUGAAGUUUCUACAACUAGAUAAAGCAAUUUUCAAAUAAAGACCUCUGAUCUUUGGCCAAAAACAGACUUAAUCAAUUAAAGAGGCGUUAAAACAUCAUCAAAAGUGAAAAUGCAAAUCAUUUGCCAUCAAAACCAUCUACUCCUGAUCCUGGGAGUAUGCUUUCUGUUUCUGCUGCAAGGAAUCUCAGCCGGAAAGAUAAAAUUGCUGGCUUUUAAAGGACCCCAUGCCGGCUUUGUGGGGCUUAAGGUGCGCACUCCUAAAUUACUGGGCCUGAAGCAUGCUCUGAGCGGAGGUGGACUGGGAUUCGGCGGUGGUGUUGGUGCUAGCAUUGGCGCUGGAAUCGGAGCAGGAUAUGGCGGCGGCGGCUAUGGCGGCGGGUAUGGCGGCGGGUACGGCGGCGGCGGGUAUGGCAGCAACAGUGGCUAUGAGCACCACGAAUUUCACGAAAGUCAUCACGAAAGUCAUCAUAGCAGCGGAGGGAGCUACGGAGGCGGUGGCUUCGGAGGUGGCCUCUGGGGCAAAUGAGAAUGUCAAUAGGUCAAUAGAAUAAGGGAAAAUCAUGUGCUUGCCAUUAGAAUCCAGAUCCACCCAAAAUUGUUAUUUAGUUGUAGACUCAUUUCCCCAUUCAUAAAAUAAAGUUAUCUAUAGGA
Drosophila pseudoobscura is the source of this 871-nucleotide messenger RNA. RefSeq names its product pupal cuticle protein Edg-91. The transcript has 2 exons. Lineage: Eukaryota; Metazoa; Arthropoda; Insecta; Diptera; Drosophilidae. The record is from RefSeq and is a predicted model, not a curated record. The coding region runs from base 330 to 746 and encodes 138 amino acids.